AUGGCACACACUACUACAGAAGACGGUUAUGUCCUUGUUACAGGUGGAGCAGGCUAUAUUGGCUCACAUACCGUAAUUGAACUUAUCAACAAUGGAUAUAAAGUAGUCAUUGCUGAUAACUUGUCAAAUUCAUCUUAUGAUGCUGUGGCAAGAAUUGAAUACAUUGUUAAGCAACACGUUCCCUUUUACAACGUCGAUAUCAAAGAUUUCAACCAACUAAACCAAGUAUUCCAAGAUUAUAAUAUUUCCGGAGUAAUCCACUUUGCGGCCUUGAAGGCAGUUGGAGAAUCAACAAAGAUCCCUCUUAAAUACUAUGAAAAUAACGUUACCGGUACAAUCACUUUACUAAAUGUUUGUAUGGAGAACAAUGUCAAAACAAUUGUAUUUUCUUCAAGUGCUACUGUUUACGGAGAUGUCACUAGAUUCGGUCCAACUGAAAUGAUCCCAAUACCAGAAACGUGUCCAACGGAUCCAACUAAUCCGUAUGGGAAAACCAAAUAUGUCAUUGAACAAAUUUUGAAAGAUAUUCAUGCAGCUGAUCCUCUAUGGAAAGUUGCCAUAUUGAGAUAUUUCAACCCCAUAGGUGCACAUCCUUCGGGAUUGUUGGGUGAGGAUCCUUUGGGAAUUCCAAACAAUUUAUUACCUUAUCUAGCUCAAGUGGCAAUUGGCAGGAGAGAAAAAUUGUCUGUUUUUGGUAAUGACUACGACUCUCAUGAUGGAACUCCUAUUAGAGAUUAUAUACACGUGGUCGAUUUGGCAAAGGGUCAUAUUGCUGCAUUGGACUAUUUGAAGAAGCUAAAUAAAGAAGGAUUAUACAGGGAGUGGAACUUAGGUACAGGUAAGGGGUCUACCGUAUUUGAUAUUUACUAUGCAUUUUGCAAAGCUGUUGGUAGAGAAUUGCCUUAUGAGGUGGUUUGCAGAAGACAAGGUGAUGUUUUGGACCUAACAGCGAAACCAGAUCGAGCAAACACGGAGUUGAAGUGGAGAGCAGAAUUGAGUAUUCAAGAUGCUUGUAAAGAUUUAUGGAAAUGGACGGUGGAGAAUCCCUUUGGAUUCAACAUUGAGAAUUACAAAUGGGAAAGCUUUGGCUUCGAUAAUGAUAGAAAACAUAUAUUUAAAAAUGAAGAUUUAAAAGUAAGUAUAUGCAAUAGAGGAGCAUUAAUUCAGGAUAUCAAUUUUGCAGGUGAAAAGCUUGUGUUGGGGUUUGAAAAUGCUGAAGAUUACAAAGACGAGAGUAAUCCAUAUUUUGGAACCACUAUUGGCAGGUAUGCAAACAGGAUUAAAAACGGAGAGCUCAACUUGAAUGACAAGACUUACAAGCUCACCAAAAAUGAAGGCAACAACACCUUGCACUCGGGAUUGAACGGGUUUGAUAAACAAAACUUUUUCGGACCUGUUGUAAAAUUCAAAGAUGGAGAAUUUGAAGCACUUUUCAAAUCAGUUGACAAGGAUGGCAAUGAUGGAUUCCCAGGGGAAUUGGAGACUAUUGUACGUUACAAAGUGGGCAAAUCGUCUCUCGAAUUUGAAUACGAGAGCAAACUAGUAAAAGGAGACACAACAGCUGUGAAUUUGACGAACCAUAGUUAUUUCAACACUUGUCAUCAAAGUACAAUCGAUGGCACUGAGUUCAAACUAAGUACAAACAAGAUUAUGGAGGUUGAUGAACUUAAACUUCCAACUGGUAAAAUUAUUAGUACAGAUGUGCCAGCGAAGCUCACUUUAGGCGUAUCUUUUGAUACAUGUUUUGUUGUUGAUGAAAAGGAUAGAUCUCUCGAUACUAGGUCUAACCAAUUGCGUGAACUCAUAGAGUUCACCCAUCCGAAUUCAAAUACCAUUUUCACUAUCUCAUCUACAGAGCCUGCUUUCCAAUUUUAUACAGGUGAAGGAAUAAAUACAAGCCAGUUUGGUAGUAGAAGUGGGUUUUGUAUUGAACCUUCAAGAGUUUUAAAUGCAAUUAAUUUGAAAGAGUUCAACAAACAGGUGAUCUUGGAAAAGGGACAAAUUUACGGAGCAAGAAACAAAUACGAGUUUACAAAGAAGAAGUAG
This is a messenger RNA of Lodderomyces oxycetoniae, 2046 nucleotides long. It is a transcript of the gene GAL10, whose product is annotated as bifunctional UDP-glucose 4-epimerase/aldose 1-epimerase. Gene Ontology annotation, molecular function: UDP-glucose 4-epimerase activity; carbohydrate binding. Bases 1 to 2046 code for a protein of 681 amino acids. NCBI's taxonomy places the organism in Eukaryota, Fungi, Ascomycota, Pichiomycetes, Serinales, Debaryomycetaceae. Gene Ontology annotation, biological process: beta-D-galactose catabolic process via UDP-galactose, Leloir pathway. Gene Ontology annotation, cellular component: cytosol. The transcript has a single exon. The record is from RefSeq and is a predicted model, not a curated record.